This is a messenger RNA of Symbiodinium sp. CCMP2456, 485 nucleotides long. The record is from the annotation of a GenBank genome assembly. Lineage: Eukaryota; Dinophyceae; Suessiales; Symbiodiniaceae.
GCUCAAGCGUGUUGGACCGGACAACGACCUCCUCCAGAGGCAGUUGGAGUUCUUGUUGCACCAGCUGAGCCGAACUGCCAGCGAGAGUGACAGCGAUGGCGAGGACUCGGAGGAAGAAGCGGCAGCGGCAGACCCGAAGCUCGAGGGCGACGCAGACGAUGGCGACAAUUUCUUGGAUGAGGAGGAGCUCGCCGCACACUUCCACCUCACGUCCACGUGUGUUGCACAAGGUGAUGGCAUCCCACAGUCAGAGAUAGACGCCAACGCCGAGAUUGCCGCUGCUGAGGCUGCAGCGGCAGAAGAGGCCCUCCGUUGCUUCCGGGCCAGCGCUGCUGUGGCUGAUGCUCAGCAACGACAGUUCCAUGCCUUCAUUGCCCGAAGCUAUCGGAACUUGAUGUCGCCGAAGAGGCGUGGUCACUCCUCUGACCGUCUGAUGUCACCCCUGUCGCCGCCGAUGUUAUCGCCGACCCCGUCGCCGGAGCCAG